Molecule: messenger RNA, 654 nt
Organism: Yamadazyma jaroonii
Lineage: Eukaryota; Fungi; Ascomycota; Pichiomycetes; Serinales; Debaryomycetaceae
Source: the annotation of a GenBank genome assembly
AUGUUUACUGCCAUAGAAAGAGACGUUUCCAAAGCCCUUCCCAAUCCAAAACCUCCAACUGCACAAAGUGUUAGACAAUUACCAACAACUCCUAUAUGUAGAACCAUCUUGGAUUAUGUCAAGAAAGAAUUGAGCUUGCCCGUUUUGAAUCAUUCUUUGAGGGUCUAUCAAUACAGUUUGGCCAUUAUUAAAGAUCAAUUCGAUUGGGAUUUAAGUGAAGAAGCUGUCUUCAUAACAUGUCUAUUACAUGAUCUUGCUGCUACCGAUGGUAAUAUUGCUUCGACCAAGAUGUCCUUCGAAUUUUACGGGGGUAUUUUAUCACAUGACUUAAUCAUGAAAUAUUCCAAUGAUAAAGAUUUGGCUGAAGCUGUUUGUGAAGCAAUUAUCAGACAUCAAGAUUUAGGAGAGUCCGGAAUGAUUACCACGUUGGGUUUGAUUUUACAGAUUCUGACUAUUCUCGAUAAUGUUGGAUUGCACAUGCACUUGAUCCAUGAAAGUACUUUGAAAGAGGUUAACACCAAAUAUUCCAGAGACGGAUGGUUAGGAUGUUUCAGCGACACUAUCAAGCUCGAGACUCAAACUAAGCCAUGGUGUCACACCACUUCAAUUGAAAACUUCAGUGAAAAGGUUUUAAGUAAUAAGGCCAAAUAUUAG